Saccoglossus kowalevskii is the source of this 11266-nucleotide messenger RNA. Its product is annotated as cadherin EGF LAG seven-pass G-type receptor 2. NCBI's taxonomy places the organism in Eukaryota, Metazoa, Hemichordata, Enteropneusta, Harrimaniidae. Gene Ontology annotation, molecular function: calcium ion binding; G protein-coupled receptor activity. Gene Ontology annotation, cellular component: plasma membrane. The record is from RefSeq and is a predicted model, not a curated record. Gene Ontology annotation, biological process: G protein-coupled receptor signaling pathway; cell surface receptor signaling pathway; homophilic cell-cell adhesion.
CAAUAUCGGUAACGUAUCAUGGAUUAUAGGACAGUUGUAUUUUACUUCGUGAAGUAUAAUUUGCGGUGUUCGCCGUGAUAUAUUGUCAGUUGGAACCGGCAGAAGAGCUCAGAAUGGAAUUUUCAUUAGCAUAUUGGCUGUUGUACUGUUGUUUUGUCUUGUUCAACCACAGUUUUGCUUACAAUAUUCACCUCAGAGACACGGUGCCAUCAGGAGCAGUACUUUUUAAUGCCAGUAUAGGUGAAGAUUGGAGCUAUGACUUGGAAAAAUCAUUGAGUACAAACCAGGGUAAACAUUUGCUAAAAAUCGACGAGCACGGGGUGGUCACUAUGCGCAAAGCAGUGAACUGUACUAGACUAGUAAAAAACCCUUUUAGCGUUUACAUUGAAGCUAGCAAAAGAACUCGUAGUAAUAGUACCUCGAGUAAUUACACCUUAACUCCUUUGACGGUGACUUUUCACGGUCCUAAAUGUUAUGUUAAAAGUUUAAAACACACUAGGCGAAAAUCGUUGGAAAUUCUUUCGCUGUCAAGCCUCCCUGUGAGGGGUAUGGACUUACAACUCGUUGUUGUGAAUGAUUUCAAACACAGUGCUUGUUUCACUCAAGGACAGAAAUUAUUUGCACUGCAUGAUUUCCUACCAAGGACACUAGUAAGUUGUGACUUAAUAUACAAUCUUAGAGAUUCUAGCGAAUCGUUUUAUUUGGAUCCCACAACAAGUAACAUCUACGCGCUGCAGUCUACUUGCUUACAAGACCAUGAAAUAGACCUGCAGAUCUCUGUUCGAAUCGAGGAAUUCUGUUUCAAAAACAAACUCGGAGUAAUAGAAUAUGCUCCCGAGAUUCCUAUAGAGUUGAUUUUACAGCGCACAACAGAUCACUCUGGGGCUAUUAUAAAUAAAUCAUCUUUACAAGAACCACAAUCAACAACACAUCGUAGAUUGCGCAGGGCCACUCGCACAAGCAAUCAUGCACCGAGCUUUGCAUUUCCAGAGUACAUCGUAACUGUUCCAGAAAACCAGGAUAGAGGUUAUGUGGUUACCACAUUGCAAGCUGUGGAUCAGGAUUCUGAAUCAGCUGGAACACUAACCUAUCAGAUGGUUGCUGACAGAGAUGGACGAAGUCAGAGUAUGUUUGAGAUGGAUUCUGCUACUGGUCUCGUAACAACAAAAUCUGUUCUUGAUAGAGAGAAUAUGGAUGUGCACUUCUUCCGAAUCACUGCCACUGAUGGAGGAAUUCCAGAACGCUCUGAUACAACAAUUUUACAAAUUAAUGUUGAAGAUUUGAAUGACCAUCCUCCAAUAUUUGAAAAUGCUGCGUACCAAUUACCAAUUAGAGAAAAUGUUGAUCCAGGAACAACUAUUAUUGAAAUACGUGCCACUGAUGAUGACAUAGGAAGCAAUUCUGAUAUUCGCUACAGUAUCAUAAAUCCAGAUGCUCCGAAUGAUGUGUUUCGUAUUGACCAAGGGACUGGUGUCAUCACCACAAGGAGUAGACUUGACCGUGAAACAGUUGUUCAGUACAUUAUAGAAGUUUUGGCAGUGGACUUGGGUAGUAACCCUGGUCCCCAGUCAGCAUCCACUGAAGUAACUGUUGAUAUUCUGGAUGAAAAUGACAACUAUCCGCAGUUUAGUCAGCGUACAUACGAAGUCAUCAUCCCAGAAAGUAUAAGUCCUAAUGUUGUCAUUGAAAGCAUCAUUGCAACUGACAGAGAUGAGGGCACAAAUGCUGAAAUAAGGUACAGCAUGGUUGGUGGUCAUUCACAGGGACAUUUUGCAAUUGACAGUUUCAGUGGACAGAUUACUGUCAUAUCCAGAAUAGACUACGAGAUUACCAGUAAUUAUCGUCUUGUUAUUCGUGCACAAGACAGUGGUAGGCCUCCAAAAUCGAACUCUACAAAUGUUGUAAUUAAUGUUGAAGAUGUCAAUGACAAUGAACCAAGAUUUCCAAGCACUUUGUACCAGACUUCUGUUCGCGAAGAUCUUCGCAUUGGUUCCUCAAUCAUAAAUUUACAAGCUUUUGAUGAGGAUUCAGGUCUGUUCUCACAGCUCACUUACAGUAUUUCAAAUGCUCCAACAGGUAACCCGUUCUCCAUUAAUGAAAAUAGUGGUAUGAUUGUGACAACACGUGAGCUUGAUCGUGAAACAACUUCGCGGUAUGAUUUUGUUGCAGUAGCGCAAGAUCAAGGGGAUCCUCCAAAAAGUGCAACUACGCAAAUCAGUAUAACGAUAUUGGAUGUUAAUGACAAUCCACCAACUUUCACCCAAAGUGAAUAUAAUGUUGUUGUUGAAGAAGAUGCUAGACCUGGCACAAGUGUUGCAACUGUCACAGCAACAGAUGCUGAUGAAGAAAGCAGUGUUUCAUACCAAAUAACUGCUGGUAACACGCGUAAUCGCUUCAGCAUAAUCAGUCAAAUGGGUUUAGGUGUAAUCUCUGUAGCCCUUCCUUUAGAUUAUAAGCAAGAACAGAGAUUUGUGUUGACGGUAACUGCGUCCGAUAAUGCACUGUCUGAUAACUGCCUUGUGUACAUCAAUAUAUCUGAUGCUAACACCUAUAGGCCAGUCUUUGAGCAGUCCCCAUACUCUGUUUCCGUUGAUGAAGAUGUACCUACUGGUAGCACAGUGGUGGUGGUUCAUGCUACUGAUGGUGAUGUUGGGGAAAAUGCCCGAAUCACUUAUUCAAUGGAUAAUAUUCCAGAGUUUGAAAUCGAUGAAGAUACUGGCGCCAUUUUGACAAAAAUGGAACUUGAUAGAGAGACUAAAUUGAGUUACACCUUACAUGUGACAGCACAGGAUAACGGUCUGAAACCACAGUUGGAUACAACAGAUGUAGAAAUUACUGUCAUUGAUGUCAAUGAUAAUUAUCCUGUGUUUAAAGAAUCCAGUUAUCGUGGCGAGAUACGAGAAGAUGUUAGUAAAGGAACCAGUGUCAUUAGGAUAUCAGCAGAAGAUGCAGAUGAAGGUCUGAAUAAGCGAAUAAGAUACACUUUCAGCGGUGGUGAUGAUGGAAAUGGUGCAUUUAUAAUAGAUUCAAAUUCAGGUCUCAUUCGUACUGACGCUCGACUUGAUCGUGAAGAAGUAGCAGUUUACAACCUGGAAGCUUAUGCAACUGAUCGCGGGACUCCACAGCGGCGUACAUCAGUUAAUAUUGAGAUCACAGUUAAGGAUGUCAAUGACAAUUCGCCAAAGUUUAGGUCGGCAGUUAUUAACGUGGAGAUUAAUGAAAAUAGUCCAAUCGGUUCUUUAGUGGAUACUAUUGUUGCCACUGAUCCAGAUGAAGGAAUGAAUGCAGUGGUAGCGUUCUCAAUAGUAGGUGGUGAUGAGCAAUUCUUUGCUCUUGAUUAUCAGUCUGGGCAACUUACAACAUCAGCCGAGAUGAACUAUGAGGAACGGAAUGAAUAUGAAGUAAUUGUUCGAGCAACCUCGACUCCGCUGUUUAAUGAUGCUGUUAUAAAAAUCCAUGUCAUAGACCAGAAUGACAAUAUACCGAUCAUCAAUGAUUUUGCCAUUGUUUUCAAUAAUUUUGAAGAUUACUUCCCUACUGGAGAAAUUGGUUCAGUUCCGGCGCAUGAUCCAGAUGUUAUGGAUCAGCUAAAGUAUAGUAUAAUCCGUGGGAAUGAUGCUAGUUUGAUUCACAUUAAUAGCUCCACUGGUGGAAUCAAACUAAGUCAACAGUUGGACACCAAUGUGAACACGAAUGGUGAUAUGGAAGUCAGUGUUACAGAUGGCGUCAAUGAAGUCUAUGCUGAGAUGAUUCUUAAUGUUACUAUGGUAACAGAGGACAUGUUGUACAACAGUGUGACGGUUCGUCUGGCUGAUAUCACCCAGGAAGAAUUUCUUUCACCAAUGUUCGGACGAUUUGUUGAAGCACUGGCGCAGAUUAUACCAUGUGAUAAGAAGCAUGUCUACCUCUUCAACGUACAAGAUGAUGAUGUUGAUCAUGGUCAUAUUCUCAACAUAUCUUUCUCAGCGUCUAGAUCUGACGGUACCUACUAUUCUUCAAAAUAUCUGCAACAACGGGUUUACUUGAACCGUGCCACACUCACUACUAUUUCCAUGUCAUCUGUACUUCCAUUUGACGACAACCUAUGUUUGGUGGAACCCUGUGCCAACUACGAAGAGUGCCUCUCUAUCUUGGCUUUUGGUGAAACCUCCGGAUUUGUUCGUUCCCAGACCAUUCUUUUCAGACCAGUUCACCCAGUCAACCAGUAUAGAUGCGUCUGCCCAUUGGGCUUCACUGGGAACUUCUGCAUCACUGAAAUCAAUGAAUGCUACUCCAAUCCUUGCCAAAAUAAUGGAAAGUGUGUCCGAGCUGAAGGUGGCUACUCAUGUUUAUGUCCAGAGGAUUAUGCAGGUGUUAACUGUGAAAUAAGUUUAACUGAAGGUCGUUGUUCAGAGGGUGGUAGUAUAUGUCGAAAUGGUGGAAGUUGUAUGAACUACAUGGUGGGAGGGUUCAACUGUUUCUGUCCACCUGGAGAAGAAUAUGAUGGGAAAUUCUGUGAAGUUACAACACGGCAUUUCCCAGCUGGAUCAUUUGUAACAUUUUCAGCAUUACUGAAUCGAAUUAGACUUACAAUUGCACUUAGCUUUGCAACGUUAAGCAAGAAUGCUUUACUAUUCUAUAAUGGACGGUAUAAUGAGAGACAUGAUUUCAUUGCAUUGGAGAUCAUCAAUGGUCAGCUGCAGUUCUCGUUUUCUACUGGUGGAACCACGGCCAGAGUUACUGCUUCCAUUGCUGGGGGUGUCAGUGAUGGCAUGUGGCAUGCAGUCACUGUUGAUUACCAUGCUAGGAGUGCUACACUGACUAUAGACGAUUGUGAUACCGCCAUGGCCGUGCAGUUUGGGAACGUAAUCGGUAACUAUACAUGCGCUAAUAAAGUCGUGUUACAAGGAACGGAUUUCAGAUUCCUUGAUCUAACUGGACCAUUCAUGUUGGGAGGGUUAGCAACCUUACCUGAAGAUUUCCCUGUUAAAAACCGUGACUACAUAGGUUGCAUCAAAGAUGUUUACAUUGACCAUAGGCUUCUAGACUUGGCUAGUUUUGUUGCUAAUAAUGGCACUGUAUCAGGAUGCGAUGCCAAACGAGACUUCUGUCAGAGUAAUCCUUGUGAAAAUGGAGGUACUUGUACAAGUGAAUGGAACAGAUACUCAUGCACAUGCAGAAAUAACUGGGGUGGAUCAAACUGUCAAGAAGCCAAACCUGGUGAUAUGCGUUUCUAUGGUGAUGGGUAUGUCAAGUUUCCUGGGAGUACGACAGCUAUACAAUUGCCUUGGAGAAACAGUUUGAUGUUCCGUACAAGACAGGAGAAUGGCUUCUUGAUGAUGGUAGCUCCAGGAAGUUUUGCUGCUGCUCACCUAGAGAUUGUGGAUGGAUACGUUAUGUAUUCUUUCUCAAAUAUUGUGGUGCAGAUUUCCUCGGUUCGAGUUGAUGACGGCGAAUGGCAUGACGUACAAGCGGAGUGGAAGAAUGACCAGAUAGUAUUGAGUCUAGAUAAUGAAAAAUAUGUGGAGUCUGCCAAUGAAGUUGGUAAUUUUAUUGCUGGUCUCAAAAUAAAUGAAGUGGUUGUAGGUGGUCUGCCUAUAGAGGGCGGUGUUGAGUCUGCAUUCAUUGGCUGUGUUCAGGGUGUUAAAGUUGGUGUUGAUGCCAUGAUAGGCGAUCGUAAUGAUGAAAUCAUCAGUGAUGUUUGGGUUGGUACAGCUCGUGAUAAAUGUAAUGUAGAAGAUUUAUGUGAAAAUAAUCCGUGUCCAGAGAAAAGUGAUUGUAUCAACGAUUGGGGACGAUAUCACUGUGAAUGUCACCCAGGUUACUAUGGUAACGAUUGUAAACAUGCUUGUGAUGAAGAAUUGGAUCCGUGUCAACACUUUUCGGAAUGUCAGCCUCUGAAAUCCUCUUCUCAUGGAUAUAGUUGUGAAUGUUCUGAGUUGUACUAUGGCCAGUACUGUGAGAACCGAGUAGAUGAUCAGCCAUGUACUAAUGGUUGGUGGGGCUAUCCCAUAUGUGGACCAUGCACUUGUGAUGUGGAUAAGGGCUAUGAUGAUACUUGUAAUAAAACUACUGGUGACUGUUAUUGUGAGGCACAUUCUUACAAACCAGCUGAUAGUGAUACUUGUUAUCCUUGUGAUUGCUACGAUAUCGGUUCAUAUAGUAGAGACUGUGAUCAAGAAUCGGGUCAGUGUCAGUGUAAACGUGGUGUUAUUGGUAAACGAUGUGAUUCAUGCAGAGAUCCAUUUGCUGAAGUCACUUUGAGAGGUUGUGAAGUGAUAUACAAAGCUUGUCCUAGGAACUAUGCUGGUGGGAAGUGGUGGCAACAAACUAUGUUUAGUAAAACUGCUAAAGAAUCCUGUCCAUAUGGAUCGUUUGGUAUGGCGACCAGACACUGUACCAAAGAGUCGGGAUGGUUAGAACCAGACAUGUUUAACUGUACAUCGGAUACUUUCAGUGCAUUGGCAACUAUGUUGCGUGAAUUGGAGUCGGGUGAAAAGAAACUUAACACUCGUUUUGCGAAAGAGAUCAGUGAAGAGUUACAGUUUGCCACUUCUGAGACUCCAGAAUUUUAUGGCAAUGACGUAAAUGUGGCUUACAAGAUAAUGUCUAUUGUAUUGGAUUAUGAAAGUCAGUUAGGUGGAUUUAAUCUAACUGCAACUCAAGACUUUAUGUUCACUAAGAAUAUGCUGGAAAGUGCAAGUUCUAUACUAGAUUUGGACAAUGCUGAUUAUUGGAUGGUAAUUCAACAGAGUUCUGGUGGUACUGCUGAACUGACAGGAAAACUUGAGGCUUAUGGACAUAAUUUAGCCAGGAAUUUGGAAUCUACGUUUACGGAACCUUUUGCACUGGUUACCCCUAAUAUAAUUUUCAAUUUGGAUCUUGUGAUAAGAGAGAACUUUAAGGGCGCUAACAUCCCCCAGUAUGAUAAUGGUUUAUUCCAUGAAGAAGUGCAGGACAGUACAACUGUUAAACUGCCGUCUGAUAUCCUGGCACCACGAACUAAUCAGUUGUUGGAUACUGUAGAUAUUGAAAAUAAUGUUGGUGUGACUUCCUGGUUUAUGUUUCCAACACUAGGACCAAUGUUGCCUAAAAGUUAUGAUACAGACACUGUGAAGAUUCAUGAUAAGUUAGCUUUGAAUACCCCUGUUGUUUCCUUAACAUUGUAUGAUGGCAAAGCAGAUGGGCAGUUACCUAAUCCAUUACCAUCACCGAUUAUAGUGGAUUUUGAAUUAAAAGAGUCAAUUAAUCGCAGUGACCCUCAGUGUGUCUAUUGGGAUUAUGGCAUGGAAAAUAAUGUCGGUGGCUGGUCUACCAAGGGAUGUACAUUACAGUUGCAUAACAAAAGCAGUAAUAGAGUAGAAUGUGCAUGUACGCAUAUGACUCAGUUUGCUGUACUCAUGGACGUCUCGCCAACACCAGUUGCAUUGACAGACAAGAUGGCCUUACAGUUGAUAACAUACAUUGGUAUUUCCAUAUCACUUCUGGCUUUGUUGCUGUCAUUUAUAACAUUUGUAUGUCUGCCUAAUUUGAGAUCCAACUCUAAUAGUAUUCAUAUCAACUUAGUCAUCUCGUUAUUUAUUGCUGAAUUGGUGUUCCUGCUGGGUAUUGAUGCUUCUCUUAAUUUUGUGUGCAAAGUCGUGGCCAUUGCUCUACAUUACUUCUUUAUGGCUACGUUUUCAUGGAUGUUCGUAGAAGGAUUACAUCUAUAUAGAAUGUUGACAGAAGUGAAGAACAUCAACCGUGGUCAGAUGAAGUUUUAUUACGUGGUUGGAUAUGGCUUACCAUUGGUUAUUGUCAGUUUAGCUGUCGGAUUGAGUCAGGAUAAAUAUGGAAAACAGAUAAAUCAGAACGGAGAACACUUUUGCUGGCUAUCAACUAAAGACAAUCUUAUUUGGAGCUUCGCUGGACCUGUACUUGCAGUUGUAGGGAUGAACCUGAUAGUAUUUAUAAUGGCAGUGAAAGCUACAGUGCAGUCCAAGUCCAAAGAUCCUGAAUUCAGUACGCUAAAAUCUGGUUUGAAAGCAUCAGCAGUGCUGCUUCCUCUUCUUGGCACUACCUGGGUAUUUGGAAUCUUGGCUGUCAAUCAAGAUGUCGGCAUGUUUCAUUAUCUAUUUGCCAUAUUCAACUGCCUUCAGGGUCUCUUCAUCUUUAUGUUCCACUGUGUCUUCAAUGAAAAGGUACGCCUUGGUUGGAGACAGAAGUGGGCACGUAUGCGAGGAAAGAAAGGACCAUUAGAUGCCACCUAUGCAACUGAAACCACAUUCAUGCGUUCAGCAUUGGCGUAUUCAUCCCGUGAUGGUACACCGGCCAGAUUCAACAUUGGCACAUCAACUGGAUCCACAGGUAGCAGUAGGACCACUAGCAAAACUAGUACUAGUAAUUUAUAUCGUCCUGAUGGCUAUCUGCGCAACACAAGCACAUCAACUACCUCACCUCCAUCUGUUGUACCUGAAUUUGCUACUGCACCUGCCUAUCGUGGGUACAACUUCAGUAAUAUCAAGCCUAACCCUGAUGAUCCAGAUACUGGUGAAGCCGAUCCUAAGAAUGUCCGUUUAUUAGCCUGGUAUUAUGCUAAUAAACUUGGCAGAGGUGAUGGUAGUAGAAGGGGUGCUCAUGAUUCUGAUUCUGAAAGCGACCUUUCAGUUGGUCGGGAACCAGACAACAUGUCAUUAGCCUCAUCUCAUUCAUCGGAUGAAGAUGACGAUGGAAGUAGAGUGAAAAAUACAACUGGACAAGACUGGCAGAAGAUGCCAAAUAAAGCAAAUGAACGUAUGAAUGCUGUCAAAAAUAUCUAUCCUUCCAUGCACAGUACACCCAAAGAUGAUGAUGAUGAUGAUUGGUGUUUUAGGCCUGUUGACUGGAAUUUCAAUCCUGGAGUUAGCACACCACCUACUGAAAAUGGAAUCAAGAAGAAUCCCUGGCCAGGAGAACCGUUUUCAACAACUGCCAGUGAGAGCGAGUCGCGGACAACACCACGUCCCGGUAUUUUAAAACAUAGAGAUGUGAGAAAAGAGAUCAACGGUGUCAAAGGAUCUAGAGAACUUAACGAUUUAAAUAGAACACGGAAUACUAAUAUUUCAGCCAGUAAUUUAUCAACUAGUAAUUUAUCAAAUUCUUCAAUACCAAUUCAUAAAGUUAAUGGAGGUAAUAGAAAUAUAAUUCCACUUCCAGUUCCAGAAAGAGUAGAUAGUUUACCGCCAGCGUAUAAUGACAUUCAUAAUUAUAAAUAUGGGGGAGGACAAAAUCAAAGCCAUUCUUCGUUAGCUUCAAGCAGUACUAGCAUCCCACAAUCAUCUAAUCUGUCCAAGUUACCAGUAUCAGGACUAGUGCCAAGUUCUGACAGGAUAGCAGUCCAAGUUUUAAGACCUAAUGGCAACCUUUCAGAUUCAGAAAACAGUAGUAAUGAGACAUCCGUGUGAUGGCUGGAAAGAAGGACAAGUCUACAUUAGAUACAGAAACAAGAUUGACAUUGCUGUAAAACUAAAUUGAAGCUCAAUUCUUUUGUAAAUACAGUAAUUCUGUUAUGUAAUUUUAUAGUAUACUAUGCCUGGUCAACAAAAAUCAACAUAACUAGGAUACAUUGUGUAUUCCUUAUGGGGGGGUCCCUAUGGCUUCAUCUUGUACACCUCUCCAGUCUUCCAUCCUUGUUGUAUAUUUUACCAAUUAUGUAAUUAAUUUUUGAAUUGGCAGGUCAGAGGUCACAUCCUGCCAGAUUAUGUUAAUAUGUUGGAUCUUGACAGUGUCUGUCUUGUUUCUUUUUUUUAUUUUAAGCCAUUGAUCACUUUUGUCAAGAGAUUUUUAAUAUAUUGUAGACAUUUUCUUUUUUAUAUUUUGUACCUUAUGUUUAAGACAUUACGAGGUUCAUUAAAAACUGGAGGAGUUUUAAUGAUUUGUUUUUGAAUGUUUUUUUAAUACAAUACAAACAAGAGGAGUUCCAGAAACAGAUUGAAGUUCACCUGUGUGGAUUUUCAUAUUUUUUUUUAUUACAAAACGCAGUUGAACUAUUAAGAUGGGAAGUUAUAAAUUUGUAGUUUGGCACUCCUCGAGAAAGGACCAUGACUUUUGUUCAAAAAAAACCUACAUGUAUUGCUGUUCAAAAUACAAACAUUAUGAAUUUUAUCUCUGACUAACAACUUUGAAUUUCUGAUAGUAGACUGUUCCCAGUCCAUGAAUUAUGAUAUAUAAAUUUAAUAAAAUAAAGUGUUUUGAGAGGGAGAUAUUUUUAUCUUAUGAAUAUUUGUAUAUGUAGUAUUAAAUUGAGCUCAGUUCUGCAUCAUCUAUAUACAUGUGAUGUACAAAGUACUGUUGGUAUGUCGAAAAUGAGUGUUUAAGUCUCACUGUUUUGAGUACAUUCACAGUAGUUUCAGAUUUGUCAUAGUUCGUUCCAGUUUUAGCUGCCAUGUGUAAAUUAUAUGAUCAUGUUUCUCUAUUUAUUUCUCUUUGGAUUUAGCUCAGGUAGUUAUCUUUCACAGAGGUGGGUGGACCUUGGAUUGUCGCUCUUUUUGUCUAAAUGCAUUGCUUAUUGAUUUACCAAAGACUGCAAAUUUCACUUGGCCUGGGCAUGGUUAGCAACUAGUUUCUCUACGGCUAUAGAAAAACUGAGCAUGCUCAGACUUCAUAGGAUGCCAAGAUGAGAAUAGAGCAUGCUCAGUUAUUCUAAAACUUUAUGUAUAAAUCCUCUGCUCAUACUUAAAAUGCUGCUAUGCAAAUGAAGCCGACUCGAACUAUGUUUUUGAACUCUGAAAGUUUUUCACUAUGUAUUUUCUGUGAGACUUUAACAAUGUUGUAAAGUACAGUCUGUUUGUUUGGACAGAAAAAAAGAGAUUGUAUUUCUAAUAUUUCUUCAUAUAGUGGAUAAUAAUUAUGAAAGUUAAAAACUUAUGAUUGUAGUGAUCAACUUGUAAAAAAAAUAUAUUGAUCUUAGAUGUUCAGUCAUUUCUCGUAUGUGUUGGUCAGUUUGUCAUUAGAAAAGUAGAUUAAUGCAGAGUGCAAAUAUUGUCUUAAACACCAUGGACUGUGAUAGUAUGAUACCAUAGUGAUGUAAUGAAAAAAAAACAAGAUCAGCUAAUGAGAGUGAUUCUUGAGUCUGGAGUUCAAUGCAGUCUGUCAGAGUAUGUCUGUCAGUUCUUAUUUUGUAUCAUAUUGUCCAAAAACUCUUUGCAUUGUGUAUUAAAAAGUCAUUCAAAUCUGCAGACUGUUUGAAUUGAUAGCGUUUUCGUAACAGGUUAAAUUGUUGGUCAUGUUUUUAUGUCAGUUCAAUAUCAUUCACAGUCUUGUAUUUUGU